AUGAAUGGUACUUUCGAAAGUGCAUGCUGGAUCAGAAUUGACACGUAUCAUCGUAGAGCUGUGAUAGAGGAACGUGGAAUAUGUAGAAAAGUUUGCAAGAAAUCAACCAAACAGCUGAAAAUUAUUCAAACUAUAUUUUGUAAAAAGAAAGCAGCGGCAAAGACCAAAUACGACUUCUUGAUUGAAAAUUGUUCACAAAUAUUCACACAACAUCAAUCGUGCCUUAUUCAAAACAUUAGCUACGAUAGUUCAUCAGAUGCUUUUCCUGUGCAACUUAAACUUCAUCGAUGUCGAAAACGUUAA
Cercopithifilaria johnstoni is the source of this 303-nucleotide messenger RNA. NCBI's taxonomy places the organism in Eukaryota, Metazoa, Nematoda, Chromadorea, Rhabditida, Onchocercidae. The record is from the annotation of a GenBank genome assembly.